AUGAAUAAACACAAGCUAGAGUUUAUAAGGAAGGAACUCUACUCUCAAAAUACAAACGAGAUUGUACUAGUCAAGAUCAAGGAAGGAUUGCUUACUCAGACAUUUGCUGAUAUCGGAAACAUAUUUGAACACGCAGGGUCAGUAAACUUUGUCCCAUUUCCCUAUCUCAACCUUCACCUCAAGAUGAAUGCCCCAGAGUCCGACCGAACUUUCUCGCCCAAGCAGGCCUUGACGCCAACACCAGAGCUAUAUGGAGAAAUCGUUGGUGAUGGCAUGGAACGCCUUGCUGCUGUAUCUCUUACCUGCAUUGAGCCGUUCGGCGAUUCCGAAGUCAUCUUUCACGAUGUUGGCUGUGGCCUUGGGGCUGGCACGGCGGCUGUCGCUAGUCUGAAAAAAGACAACAUUAUAAUCAAAGGCACCGAUAUUGAUGAAAACGUCGUGAAAUUAUACCGACAGAACGUAGCCAAGAAUCAGUGGCCUGCUGAAGCUUUCAAGAUGGAUGCGUCGGCUCUUGACUUCCCCGAUGAGACCUUCACUCACUGUAUUGGCAACGCGCUGUUGUUCGUUCUUCCAAAUGACGGUGUCGAUGCGAUAAAGGAGAUACACCGCACUUUGAAGCCAGGAGGUAUUGCCAUUAUCAACUCGUGGGCUCACACACCAACUAUUCCUGCGAUCCACGCAGCAGCGAAAAAGACUCGACCAGCUGCUACCCCUUUACCGCGAGAGGGGUUGGACAAAUGGGAAAAUGAGGUCCAUCUGCGCGACGUUAUCAUCAAGGGAGGAUUCACGCCAGAUAACGUCGCGAUCACGCAGAAGGAUGUUCAUGUUACUGUUGGAGAUCUAAAGCGGUUUGCUACUAUGAUCUGGAGUUUCAUUGGAGGUACUUCAAAGGCGGGAUGGCUAGAGUCUGAUGAAGAGAACUGGGAUACGGCUGUAGAAGCGGUGAUAGAAGCGCUGACGCAGACGGAGGGAUUUGAGAAGCUUGAGGAUGGGAGGAACAAGAUCAUGUUCCAGGCUCAUGUUGCGGUUGCUACCAAGUAGAUCAUGGGGAGCCAAGGUUUCACUCCCGGAUGAAUCGCCGCCCAUCUGACCAGGCAAAAAAUAACAGCAAC
Messenger RNA from Fusarium redolens, 1112 nucleotides. Its product is annotated as S-adenosyl-L-methionine-dependent methyltransferase. The transcript is spliced from 2 exons. NCBI's taxonomy places the organism in Eukaryota, Fungi, Ascomycota, Sordariomycetes, Hypocreales, Nectriaceae. Bases 1 to 1041 code for a protein of 346 amino acids. The record is from RefSeq and is a predicted model, not a curated record. Gene Ontology annotation, molecular function: S-adenosylmethionine-dependent methyltransferase activity.